AACAAAAAAGAAAAAGAGAGAGAGGGAAGCCGUAGGUCGAAACUCAAUUUCGCAAAAAUAACAAGCCUUGUGUGGCGUGCGUCGCCGAACUAUCUUAGACAGUGGAGAAUGACUUCGUCGGAGGCCAAAACCGAAACCCUCGAUGGCGUCAAAGAAGAGGAUUCUAUCGUUGACAACAAAUGCGACAAGUUCUACGAUGUCUAUGGUCCCCAAGGCAAGGCGGAUGUUGUUUUCAAAGACGAUAAUUCUACUCUGAAUCUUAAUGAUGUUCAAGGACUUGUAACUUGGGUGCUUGGUGAAGGAUUUAUGCCGUCAUGGAUUUUUAUCAAGAAUAAACCUCUUAUUCCCAAGGUGGUUAUGCUCUAUAUGCCGGGCCUGGAUGCAGCUUUGUUCUUGUCGCAGUCUAAAAUGCUUCCCAAUUUAAAAAAAAUCUGUGGCAAACCAAGGCCUCUCCUAGCUCUUAGCUGUGUAUCAGAUGGUAUGCAGACGAUUGAUGCGCUCCUAACAUGCAAGGUGAAAAGAAAAAGGGACCAGAAUAGUUCAAUUAUGAGCAAAUCUUCCGUGGCAUCUCAACAAGAAGGUUCUUGUGACAACCUAUCAUUUACGGAGCUUACAAAAGACAUACCUUUCCCUGUUACAUACUAUACACUGUCAGAGAAAGAGCUGGAAGAUAAUGGAUAUUCUGUUAAUAAGCCAGGUUUUAUUUCUACUUUGCCUGCACCUUUGGGAUCUCAUUUUAAUGAGAUGUUGGCACUUGAUUGUGAGAUGUGCAUAACAAGUGAAGGUUUUGAGCUGACAAGAAUUACUCUAGUGGAUUUCAAAGGACAGGUUUUGAUUGAUAAAUUGGUUAAACCAUCAAAUGCUAUUGUUGAUUACAACACAAGAUUUAGUGGAAUAACGCCUGAGAUGUUAGAUGGGGUGACAACAAGUCUGACAGACAUUCAGGAAGAGUUCAUAAAGUUGGUUUACAAGGAGACUAUCCUCGUUGGGCAUUCUUUGGAAAAUGAUUUAUUAGCAUUAAAAAUAUCUCAUGACUCAGUCAUUGACACUGCAGUAUUAUACAAACACCCUCGAGGAUCAUCCCAUAAAACUGCUCUACGGUUUCUUACUAAGAGAUUUCUUUCAAGGGAGAUACAGCAAUCAGAGAAUGGACAUGACAGCAUUGAAGAUGCUAGAGCUACCAUGGAAUUGGCACUAUUGAAGAUAAGAAAUGGGCCUGACUUUGGUUCCCCCCCAUCCUUUACACGGAAAAAGUUCCUUUCUAUUCUGAGUGAAUCUGGCAGAACUUCCUCGGUGAUUGAUGAUGUAUCCAUAGUAAAACGGUAUGCCUCUGAGUCCUCUAAUGCAAUUCCUGUGACCUCUGAUGAUGAAGCACUUGCAAAGAUCAACAAGGAGGUGAAGAAUGAAAAGGUACACUUUAUCUGGACUCAGUUUUCGGAGCUACACUCGUACUUGAAGAAACAAGCUGAAGAUUCUGAAAGCUUGAAUAAAAGACUGGCAGAGAUGAUGGCAUUACUUACAUGUCAGAAUAACUUUGCCAAAGGGAAAGGCUUAAAGUUGAAACCCACAGCUGAACUGAAGGAAAUUCUGGCUCGCAUGGAUGCUAGAAUUUAUAAACUGUAUUUGUCAUUACCCACAAAUGCUAUGAUGAUAAUUUGCACUGGUCAUGGAGACACUGCUGUCGUUCGCAGGCUGAGGAGAAUGCUUGCGCAACAGAAUGACAGUAAUUUAUGUCGUGAAAAGAUAGUGGAAAUAUUAGAAGAGGUUCAGGCCCGAGCUGAAGUAGCCUUGUGUUUUGUAGGUGUUAAGCAUUGAGUAUAAUUAUUAAAAUAUGAGCUGAAAUUAGGUUUUUUGACAUGUGAUGAGUACCCAUGAUUUGAUGGUAAACAUUGUAAAUGUAAAUAUUGUGGCAGAGAUCUUAGAGCAGGAGUAGUUAUACAUGUGUAUGCCAUAGAAAUGAGGGAAAAAAAUUGUAAGUGGCCAAAAUAUAUUAAACGGUUCAUUUUCUGUUGAAAUAUUUUAUUCAGCAAUUGCUUAAUUUUGUACUCA
Molecule: messenger RNA, 2049 nt
Organism: Cajanus cajan (pigeon pea)
Lineage: Eukaryota; Viridiplantae; Streptophyta; Magnoliopsida; Fabales; Fabaceae
Product: Polynucleotidyl transferase, ribonuclease H-like superfamily protein
Cellular component (GO): nucleus
Molecular function (GO): nucleic acid binding; exonuclease activity
Source: RefSeq, a predicted model, not a curated record